AUGGCAAACGCGAAUAAACGACAAGCAAUACGAAGAUUCGCGUCCACGGUGAAUCUUUUUCAUCGUAAAUGGAGCAUACGUAGGACCCGGGAGAAGAACGAUUAUUAUUUGGAUCUCUGGAACGUGAACAUUAUUUUCUUCGGUGACAACGACGCCUUUGAGAAAUUGUUAGUCGCCGAAACUCCCUUCGAGUGGAACAGCAGGGAGCAUUUCAUCGUGCUGACGAUUUGGAACGAUUCCCUGGCGAAGUUAAACGAUAGAAAACCGUUGAUCGAUGGGACGCUUAGGAAACUCUGGCUGGAGCGUCGCAUUCAAAAUGUAUUUGCAAACGAGCCACUGUCGGACGACAAAAACCGCGAUAUAUACUCCUACAAUCCGUUCGCCGUGAUUAAUGAAACGGCGUGGGGAAAACUGGAGGCCGUAAACGCAACUUCGAAGAGACACAUGCUGCACUUGCUAUCGACGUUGACGUACCGACGCACUCUCAACUUCAACCGGUACAAAUUCAACGUGAGCAUUUUCGAUCAAAUCCAGGAAGCUAGUAAAAUCCAAGGGAAAGUGGAUCCAAAUUCAAUCUACUCUUAUUCGGGGGGAUAUAAUGGCACCAGCGGGAUCCUGUUAGGCGUUAUAGCAAAGAAAUUGAAUUUUACCAUAAACGUCGUCGAGCCAAAGACCGAGGAAAGGUACGGUCACCUGAUGAAAAACGGCACGAUCAGCGGGGCCCUAGGCGACGUGGUGUAUCGGAGAGUAGUAGCGUCCUUCGCCACGUUCUUCGUGAAGAAGUAUGUAAACGAUAUGAGCGGCGUGGAAUUUACAACAACCGUGGGUUUCGACAAGAUUUGCGUUGUAACGCCGAAAGCAGCCACGAUACCAAAGGGUUUCAGGAUAUACUACAUAUUCGAAUCCUCUUUAUGGCUAUGCAUGCUACUUUCGCACAUUAUAGUAUGCCUGGCAUGGUACUACGUGCAAGUAUUUACGCCACGAAGGGCUAAAAAAGCUGACAUCAAAUCCACAGCGUUCCACAUGUUCCUCGCCAGCGCAGGUUGCCCGAUUCCUCUGCCAAACUCGAGCGCCGAGAGGCGACUCUUGGCAGGUGUUUUCUUCAGCAGCGUGACUCUAAUAGGUAUAUUCAACGGCGCGCUCUACGACUGCUUCGCGAAAGACAUGUUCUACAAGGAUAUCGACAACAUGGAGGAGCUGGAAGCAUCUGGACUGCCCAUAGGAUUUUUCUCUUACAGCGUCAGAGACGUGUUCGGGUCGGAGAACGAUCCCGACUUGAGUCCGGUUUUGAGGAAGCUGCGCGAUAGGAUGAUAUACGCGCCAAACAACAUCGAGGAGACCGCUUUCCAUCGCAAUAUCAGCGGACUCCUCAGGGAUCAGUAUUGCCCUUUAAUAAAAGAGUCCCUGAUAGACAAAACUGGAGCGCACAUGCUUCACUCUGUGAAGGAAUGCCCAGCCCAGUUCUCUUUGGCGUGUCUCCUGCCAAGCAACUCGAUUUUCCGCGAAAGAAUCAACGCGAUAAUUGGCAAAUUGAACCAGGCUGGAUUGCCGACACAGUGGAGGAUCCAUUCGAUCCGUGAGAUCGCGGUGAAGAUGAAAGUGAAUAUAGACGGUCAUCACUGGCACUCGAAACACGGUUUCGUACCGUUCCAAUUGAACGACGUGCAAGUUUGCUUUUUCGUGCUCGGGACGGGAUUGCUGUCGUCCAUUAUCGUCUUCUUCAACGAGAAAGGCUGGCUGAGCUUUGGAAAAUCGAGAAGAAAAACGGAUUUCACGGUCGAAUAA
Colletes gigas is the source of this 1785-nucleotide messenger RNA. RefSeq lists its product as uncharacterized. Lineage: Eukaryota; Metazoa; Arthropoda; Insecta; Hymenoptera; Colletidae. The record is from RefSeq and is a predicted model, not a curated record. The transcript is spliced from 5 exons. Bases 1 to 1785 code for a protein of 594 amino acids.